Molecule: messenger RNA, 2194 nt
Organism: Eupeodes corollae
Lineage: Eukaryota; Metazoa; Arthropoda; Insecta; Diptera; Syrphidae
Gene: Dnaaf3
Product: dynein axonemal assembly factor 3 homolog
Exons: 1
Coding region: 211-1560 (449 amino acids)
Biological process (GO): motile cilium assembly; axonemal dynein complex assembly
Source: RefSeq, a predicted model, not a curated record
CAUCCACUUUUUCUAUCCAACACCACCUGGAUACGGCUGACGUGGAAACUAACUUUACAAAUUUAAAAACUUUCCACUAUAAACAAAUACAUACCUAACAAAACAAAUUUUGAGUUUAACCUAGCAACACAAAGUUUAUUUAAUCAAAUAACUGAACUAAAGCCUUUAAGUUAGAUCUUUCGAUUUAAACAAAUAAGUAACUCAUUAAAAAUGUUUUGGGGCUUAAGUGAAUCCUUAGAUUUCUUCAAAGAAUAUCAACAUUGCAACUCACAAUCUUUCGCAAAGGAUUCUCUAAAUUUUCUCAUCUAUGGUUCCUGUGAUCCAAGGCAUAUAAUUGAAACUGCUGCAAAGUCUUACAGUCAUAAUAUACAAAUAAAUUUUUACGUCGUCGAUGGAUGUGUUGAAAUUAUUGCCAGGAACAUUUUACUUCUUGCAAUAGCAGGCGAAAACCACGAUAGUCUUAACCUUCUGCAGAAAGUUCAUCUUUUUAUGGACAUUUACGGUAAUUCAUUGGUACGCCCUUCAUCUUAUCAAUAUCUUUCAAGCAAGGCAAACACACUUCUAAAAAUUUGCACUGAUCAAGAUGUAAGAACUCAAUUAGCUCCUAUAAUUGAUAUUGAAUCGUUGAAAUAUCGAGAACGGGAUGGUUUGGAAAAUGCCUUCAGUUUUUGGUUACCUAAAGAAAAAAACCACUUCGAUAUAGAAAAGAGCUGGGAAAUGCGAAAUCGACAGCUUUUAAAGACUCGGUAUGAUUAUCGCGAUGGUGCUUUCGAUUGGGAUCUACAAAUGUGUUUGAGAGAACGUGGCGCACAUCAGAUAUGCCCUCAAGAAUAUAAACACUGGCGAAACACAGGAGUUGCCUUCACUUUUCCUGAAUAUGAACAAUGCCUAGCAAACAAAACUCUAGCAGCAGGACUUGUACGAAACGGAAGUACAUUUUUUCACAGAGGGUAUGUGGGUGAUGUACAAGUUGGACCAUUUUGCGCAUUUGGUCUUAACUCAAAGGAGCAAUCUAUGCUAAAGUCGUCUCAUGGUGAGAAUGAAUAUCGUUCAACUGAAAUAACCGAACGCAAUCUCCUGGAACUCUUUCACGAGAUUCAAAAUAAGACUCCAUAUGUUCAUGAUAAAAAUAUGUCCCGCAAAUACGGGAAUGUUGUUUUACAAGCUGGUAAAUCUUUUACGGGCUAUAAUCCAGAAGCUCCUGAAAUUGCUGAUUACAAUAAGCCUUUUAUAUGUAUGCCUAAUAUCAAGGUUUACUUUCUUUCAGUAGAUGAAGUUUAUGAAAUACAAAGUCGCACUAAAUGGAAGGACUUUUUUGACAUGGUAUUCGUUGCCCAAAACUAUUUUCAGUUUUUGAAAACAACAUUUGUAGAAAUCUUGCGAGACAAUGCAUUGAUAUACUUUGAAAGUAAUUUGCAUUCAGUAUGUACGAAGGAAAAGUUGGCAGAAUUCGAGGGUAAAAUUAAGUCUUUUGCCAAGUCGUUAUCAUUAAGCAGUUUGACAAAGGGGAGUAUAAAUGUAAAGCAAUCAAUUUUUAAAUAUAAGUUUAACAAAGAAUAAAGAUAUGAUUAAAUACAUUUGUAUAUGAAUUAUAAUGGUCUACAAACAGUAGAGCAGCUUAGAUUCAGUUGAUCAAUAAUAUAAAAUCCUUUCAUUAACAUGGCCAUAAAAUAAACUAGAUACUUUAUUGUCAUCACAUAAUAUUGACUUGACUAAAUGUAUGAUUAGAAUUAUUUAAAAAAAUAAAAAUAUUAAAGAUAUAAAUAUUGUUUUUGGUUUUCUACGGAACCUUAAAUUGUAUAAAAAAGAAGAAUCCAUACGUUAAAGCGUUUAAUUGAAUACACCUGCAUAAGUCAGAAGCUUUACGAAUACAAGUUAAAAGGGAAACCUAAUGAAGUGAAUAGUGGCGAAUGAUUUAACUUUUGCGAAAGGUUUAUGCUAGUCAAGGACUUCAACAAAAAUCAAUCAAGUCACUUUUUCGGUUUCUCUUUAUUCCUCCGUAAAACACAUAAAGUCAGUAAAGACGUCCUCAAGUUUUUACAAGAAUAACGUAUGCUAUUUGAUUUUACUCAUUUAAACUAUUGCUCAACAAAUGAAUACUAAACUAUCUGCGCAAAUGCUUGAAAAAUAGUUUGUCCAUACAGCGGGAACUUUCGAUCGAAAGCUUAAUACUUUUUUGUACUGUACUUACUAU